CACUGGUCUCUCUAGCCAGUGGUCGCUGGCUGGUGCUCACCAGAACUGCUCCUUCAGGCUCACCAACGCUGGUGACCCUUGCAUCUCGGUCGGCUGUCUGCACUGUUAGUUCUUCUUUUCGUUCUCGCGUUUCUAUACCUUGCCAGUUUCGACUAGGACCGCGUUUUACCCUUGCCUUGACGACGACAUUUCGAUCAACGGCUUUGAGAUCUUCCGUCGCGGGCUUCGUUCCGUGUCGCUCCGUUCCUGACUGCCGUUCGAUCAAGGCUGUUUUCGCUCCCGCUCUUCCAACAGCGUCAGUGACAAGAGAUGGAGGACUUUUGGAAGGAGGCAUUUCCAGUGGGCACAGAGUGGGAUCAAUACGACAAAGUGUACGAAAUCGAGUGGGACUUCUCAAACCUCGAUGAGGCGUUUGACGAAGGGGGGGCCCUGCACAACAAGCGGGUCUACCUCUUCGGCUGCACAGAACCGCAGCUGGUGCACUGGAAGGGGAAGGACAAAGUGGUUCACGUGCCAGCAGUGGUGGCGGUGCUAUCGCCCUUUGCUCCUUCAGACAAGCUGGGCAUCAAGUCGGUGCAGAUGGAGACCGAGAUGAUCGUGCCAAUGCGGGAGAUGAAGAUGGACUGGAUACCCUACAUCCCGGAUGACAGUCGAGGCACGUCCCUAAGGCGGUACCGCUCCGAUAUCUUCACGCUCAAGUGCAUACAAAGAAG
Closterium sp. NIES-67 is the source of this 713-nucleotide messenger RNA. The record is from the annotation of a GenBank genome assembly. Lineage: Eukaryota; Viridiplantae; Streptophyta; Zygnematophyceae; Desmidiales; Closteriaceae.